This is a messenger RNA of Lasiodiplodia theobromae, 825 nucleotides long. RefSeq lists its product as uncharacterized. The coding region runs from base 1 to 825 and encodes 274 amino acids. The record is from RefSeq and is a predicted model, not a curated record. NCBI's taxonomy places the organism in Eukaryota, Fungi, Ascomycota, Dothideomycetes, Botryosphaeriales, Botryosphaeriaceae. The transcript has a single exon.
AUGUCCAAAGUCUGGUUUAUCACCGGUAGCUCCCGCGGUUUGGGAAGAACACUCGUCGAAUACGCCCUGAAGAAAGGCGACUCUGUCGUCGCGACUGCGCGCAACCCAGAAACCUUAAAGCCCCUGGUCGACCAAUACGGCUCCAAGAAGAUCCUCCCCAUCACCUUGAACGUCACCGAUUGGGAAGCAGCUAAACGAGCGGUGACGGAUGCCGUAGAACACUUUGGGCGAAUCGACAUUGUCAUCAACAAUGCUGGAUACGCCAACGUUGCAUCCGUGGAGGACUUCGACGUCGAGGAUUUCCGCCAGCAGAUGAACACAAACCUCAUGGGAGUCGUGUAUGUCAGCAAGGCUGUUCUCCCAACCCUCCGUCAACAGGGAUCUGGCCACAUCUUCCAAAUCUCCUCACUCGGUGGCCGUAUCGCCAGCCCCGGUCUGACCGCAUACCAAUGUGCCAAAUGGGCGAUCGGAGGCUUUUCUACAGGACUUUCCGCUGAAGUGAGCCCUCUUGGCAUAAAGGUCACUGUUCUUGAGCCAGGCGGAAUGCGAACUGACUGGGCUGGCCCUUCGAUGACGGUUCAUCCAGUCAGCGAGCCAUACCAGCAAACAGUUGGCGCAUUUGCUAGUUUUCUGCAAAGCUCUUCGGGCCAGGAAGUUACCGACCCGGCCAAGGUUGGACCCAUUAUCGAGGAACUAUAUCAGUCCGCAGAACCGCCCAUCCGCAUGCUGGUUGGACCGGACUCGGUGCAAUACUGGGCCCAGGCUGCCGAAGCUCAGGCAAAAUCAGACGAGACAUGGAAGGAGCUUAGCCUGUCGUCCUCUUAA